Molecule: messenger RNA, 5707 nt
Organism: Cygnus atratus (black swan)
Lineage: Eukaryota; Metazoa; Chordata; Aves; Anseriformes; Anatidae
Gene: BAZ2A
Product: bromodomain adjacent to zinc finger domain 2A
Exons: 29
Coding region: 66-5369 (1767 amino acids)
Cellular component (GO): rDNA heterochromatin
Molecular function (GO): DNA binding; protein binding
Source: RefSeq, a predicted model, not a curated record
CCCCCUCCGCGCCGCGUGAGCCGGGCCCGGGGAGCCCGCCGGGCCCGCACCGCCGCCUGCCAGACAUGGACACAAACAACCAUUUCAACUUCCCGGGCCUUUCCUCCAUACCUACUGCCUCAGGACUGAAACCCACGCCUUCCUCAGGGGACAGCCUGUACACCAACGGGGCUGCACUCAGCUUCCCCCCGCAAGGGAAAAGUCUGAACGGGGGCAUGAAUGUCAAUGGCUUCUCUACUGUAUCUCACACCAGUACUUCAGGGACCUUCACCUCCAGCACGCAUUCCUCGGGCACGCCUCACCUCCGCUCCUACGACUGCCUCUGGGACUACGCGCAGUACCAGCCGGCCGGCGCGGGCGGCCUCAAGGACGGCAGCCCCAGCGCCGCUCCGUUCCCCAGUCUCGCGCAGUUCCCGCUCAACGGUGUGGCGGGGGGGUCCCGACCGGCCUCCCCAGGGCACAGCGCCAACCUGCGGGGCACCGGGCAGGAGCUCUGGGGCAACGGCACCCCUGGCUCCAUGGGGCUGAACUUCGACUCUCAGGAGCUGUAUGACUCCUUCCACGACCAGAACUUUGAGCUGAUGCCAAACGGGCCAGCCAGCUUCUACACGGCCUCGCAGCCAUCCCCCAUGCUGGGCUCUGGCGAGCCACCCUUCCCGCUGCCACCGGAGGAGCCAGGCGCCGGCGAGGAUGAUGCUGAGGCCGCCAAGGAGAUGUCCCCGGCCAUUGCAGAGAACGGGGGCGGGCUGGUGGGCAGCAUGGAGCUGGAGGACACGCAGCCAGACUUGAAGCUCUGCAGCUACAACGGGUCUGCCCCCGCCGUGGUGCCGCUGAGCCAGGAGGACUCGGUCCUGGCCCCCGCCGUGGGCAGCGGCUGCCUGGGGGACGCGUCGCCCAUCACCGCUCCGCUGGAGGACGCGCACAUCCUGAGCGAAGACCCCCUGGAGCCCUUCGAGUCCCUGGCCAGAGACCCAGGCACCGGGGACCUCUACACGAUGGACGACUCGCAGCUGGUGAGCGACAAGUCCCCCCUGGAGGAGCCCCCCGACGUGCCCAGCCUGCGGUGCUCUGCCAGCCCCCCUCUCCAUGCCACCGGCCCCUUCAGCCUGCUGGCGGCCGGCCGGCCAGCCCCCCCGCUGCUCGCCAGCCCCGACUCGCCGCCUGCCCUGCAUGACAGCAGCCUAGACCUGAACAGCAGCAGCCACGCGGGGCCGGAGGAGUCGGGGUCCCUGGAGCUUGACGACGCUCCACUGGAGCCAGAGUCCGCAUCCCCCUCCGAGGAGGAGGAGGAGGAGGAGGAGGCUGCUGAUAGCUGCACGGAGGCUUCAGCUGCGCCAGAAGGCGAGAGCGAGGAGGCUGUCCCGCUCAGCGUGUCGGCGGGAGGGGAUGCCCCCCGCAGGCGCAUCGCCACCCCGGAGGAGGUGCGCUUCCCGCUGCAGCACGGGUGGAGGAGGGAGGUGCGGAUCAAGAAGGGGAACCACCGCUGGCAGGGCGAGACCUGGUACUACGGGCCCUGCGGGAAGAGGAUGAAGCAGUUCCCGGAGGUGAUCAAGUACCUGAACAGGAACGUGGUGCAGGACGUCCGCCGCGAGCACUUCAGCUUCAGCCCCCGCAUGCCGGUUGGAGACUUCUACGAGGAGCGGGACACGCCGGAGGGCCUGCAGUGGGUGAAGCUGAGCCCCGAGGAGAUCCCGUCCCGCAUCCAGGCCAUCACGGGCAAGCGCGGGCGUCCCCGCAACGCGGAGAAGGCCAAGAUCAAGGAGACGCCUGCUGUGAAGCGCGGCCGGGGCCGGCCCCCCAAGGUCAAGAUGGUCGACCUGCUGAGCAAGACAGACGCUCGGCUGCUGAAGAGGCUGGAAGCCCAAGAGGUGCUCAGCGAUGAGGACAAGCUGAAAAUGAGCAAGAUCAAGAAGAAAAUGAGGCGGAAGGCCAAGAACAAGCAGAAGCAGGAAGCGAAAGCUCCCAAAGGGAAGGAAGCCAAGAAGAAAUCCAAGAUCCCGGGGCUUUGUUCUCAGGCCAAGGAGAAGAAGGGCAAACCAGAGAAGAGCAAGGAAAAAGUGCGGCCCAAGGAGAAGAAGGGCAAAGGGGCUCGCAAGGUGGACAAGGGCCUGUUGGCCCAGCGGCGCCUGGAGGAGCGGCGGCGGCAGCAGCUCAUCCUGGAGGAGAUGAAGAAGCCCACGGAGGACAUGUGCCUGGGGGACCACCAGCCGCUGCCAGCCUUCUCCCGCAUCCCGGGCCUCGUCUUGCCCAGCUGCGCUUUCUCCAACUGCCUGACUGUCGUGGAGUUCCUCCAGAGCUACGGCAAGGUCCUGGGCUUCGACCCAGCCAAGGACGUGCCCAGCCUGUGCACGCUGCAGGAGGGGCUGCUGGGGUUGGGUGACAGCGCAGGCGAGGUGCAGGACCUGCUGGUGCGGCUGCUGCAGGCUGCGCUCUACGACCCUGGGCUGCCCCCCUACUGCCAGUCCCUGAAGAUCCUGGGGGAGAAGGUGUCAGAGAUCAGCCUGAACCGUGACACCGUCUCCGAGGUGCUGCGCUGCUUCCUCACGGCAUACGGGGCGGAGGACAAGCUGUGCGAGGGGCUGCGCACAAAGCCCUUCCAGGCGCUGCCCCCCGACAAGAAGGCCGCCAUCCUGGCCUUCCUGGUGAACGAGCUCAACAGCAGCACCCUCAUCAUCAACGAGAUCGACAAGACCCUGGAGAGCAUGGCCAACUACAGGAAGAGCAAGUGGAUCAUCGAGGGCCGGCUGCGCAGGUUGAAGGUGGCCCUGGCCAAGAAGACGGGGCGCCCCGAGUCGGAGAUCACGGGCCUGGACGACGGGCGGCGCAGGCGCAGCUCCCGCCUGACAGAGGAACCCAGCCUGGAGCUGGAGGAGGAGGAGGAGAGCCGAGGACGCAAAUCCCGCCGGGACGAGGAGGCCGACACGUCCGCCUCCAGCAUCCCCGAGCUCGAGCGGCAGAUUGAGAAGCUGGCCAAGCGGCAGAUGUUCUUCCGCAAGAAGCUGCUCCACUCCUCGCAGACGCUGCGGGCAGCCUCACUGGGCCAGGACCGGUACCGGCGCCGGUACUGGGUGCUGCCCCACCUGGGCGGGAUCUUUGUGGAGGGUGCAGAAGCAGCCGAUCCAGCUCCCGAGGAGCACCCCGAGGAGAAGCCGUCCUCCCACAUGGUGCCGGUGAAGGAGGAGCCGUUGGACAUGGAGGUGCCCGUUACCGUGCCCGUGCCUGUGCCCAUGCCCAGCCGGGUGAACUGCGCGGCCUCGCGUGCCCGGGGCCGGCCGCGGAAGAGCAAGGAGGAGCCACAGAAGAGCAAGGAGGAGCCACCCCCACCCUGCAGGCCCAAAUCCCCACCCAUCAACGGGGUCCUGGAAGAGCCGAUGAGCCUGGGGCAGAGCCAGCACGACCUCAGCCAGUCCGCCUUCCUCUCCUGGCUGAGCCAAACGCAGUCAUCCUUACUCAAGGACUCGGUCCUCACCCCGGACAGCAGCCCCGGCAAGGGGGAAGGGGGGCUCCAGCCACUCGAGACCCCGGCAGACCCCACGGCGGAGGAGGAGAGCACCACAGAGGCCGUGGAAAAGCGGGGGCCCUGGUUCAACCUGCUGCCCCGGACACCCUGCGACGACCGACCCCCCCUCACUACCUCCUCAGCCGAGCCCUCCCCACGCGCCAGCUCGCAGCCCCGUGGCCAGCCCCGGGGCGAGCAGUCCAAGGCCUCGGCCAGGCAGCUGAACGGGCUCCCUGCUGAUGACCCCACGUCUCCCAUGCUUGCUUCCACCCCGGUCCACGCCGACGCCAAGGCCCACAGUGCCUGCCCCAGGAGCCGGAGCAGCCUGGAGAAGCUCCAGGACGUGCCAGGGCAGCCCAAGCGCCGAGGGCGGCCUCCGACCAAGUUCUUCAAGCAGAUCGAACAGAAGUACUUGACCCAGCUGACGGAGCAGCCCGUUCCCCCUGAGAUGCAGAGCGGCUGGUGGUGGCUGCAGGACCCCGAGGAGCUGGAGGCGGUGGCUCGCGCUCUGCACCCACGGGGCAUCCGGGAGAAGGCACUCCACAAGCACCUCACCAAGCACAAGGAGUACCUGAGGGAGGUCUGCCUGCGCGCCACCACGGACCCCAUCUUCCACCUGCGCCCCGAGGCGGCCGGCGCCGCCGUGUCUCAGGAAGCCCUGGCUCAGUGGUCGGUGAUGGAGAAGGCCUACGAGACCGACCUCUCCAUCCUGCAGUGGGUGGAGGAGCUGGAGCAGCGCGUGCUGAUGGCCGACCUGCAGAUCCGGGGCUGGACGUGCCCCAGCCCCGACUCCACGCGGGACGACCUGCGGUACUGCGAGCACAAGGUGGAGCCCCUGGAGGACAUCACAGUCCGGAGCCGGCGGGACGGGCUGCCGCUGUGCCGCGAGCGCACCAACCCCCUGGACCUGGCAGUCCUGCGGUUGGCGGCGCUGGAGCAGAACGUGGAGCGGCGCUACCUGAAGGAGCCGCUGUGGCCCCUGCACGAGGUGGUGGUGGAGAAAGCCGUGCUGAGCGGCCCCGAGGAGCUGAGCCUGGGCACCACCGAGAUCGCCUACGAGAUCACGCCCCGGGUCCGGACGUGGCGGCAGACGCUGGAGCGGUGCCGCAGCGCGGCCCAGGUCUCCCUCUGCAUCUACCAGCUGGAGAAAUCCAUCGCCUGGGAGAAGUCGGUCAACAAAGUGACCUGCCUGGUGUGCCGGCGCGGGGACGACGACGAGCACCUGCUGCUGUGUGACGGCUGCGACCGCGGCUGCCACCUCUACUGCCACCGGCCCAAGAUGACGGAGGUGCCCGAGGGCGACUGGUUCUGCUCCGUCUGCAUCUCCCAGGCGGAGGCAUACCGGGACCCCAACUCGCCCCGGCGAGGCAAGAAGCGGAAGCGGGGACGCCUCCUGGGAGGGGGCUUGGCGGAGGAGGAGGAGAGCCCCCGGCGCCGGGCGGCUUCGCGCCGCCGCGAGGGGCAGCCACUGCCCCGCCACGCUGCCGAGGGGCUGUCCCCGGCCAAGCGGCGCGGCGCCACGCUGCGGAGCCAACCCAGCGACCUGACCUUCUGCGAGAUCAUCCUGAUGGAGAUGGAGUCGCACGAGGACGCCUGGCCCUUCCUGGAGCCGGUCAACCCGCGCCUGGUGCCCGGCUACCGCAAGAUCAUCAAGAACCCCAUGGACUUCGCCACCAUGCGCACGCGGCUGCUGCGGGGCGGGUACUCGAGCUCGGAGGAGUUUGCAGCCGACGCCAUGCUGGUGUUCGACAACUGCCAGACCUUCAACGAGGACGACUCGGACGUGGGCAAGGCCGGGCACGUCAUGCGCAAGUUCUUCGAGAGCCGGUGGGAGGAAUUUUAUCAGGGAAAGCACGCGGCCCGGCCGUGAGCACCCCCCCGGCCCGGGGACCCCCCCGCCCCAGAGCUGCCUCCCGGGAGCCGAUCUCGCUGCCUGCUGAACCCCAGGGGGGCUGGGGGCCGGUGCCCAGGGCCCUGCCCCGGGGGAGGGGGGGGUUGGGGCCCGGCCACCUCCUGCAGCCUGGCCCCCCCCCACCACCAAAAUCCCUCCCUGCCCCCCCAGCACCACAAACUCACAGACUGUGUAAGCCAAAAAGAAAAAAAAAAGAGGUGUUUUUUUCUUUCUUUCUUUUAAAUUUUAUUUUCUGACUUAAAAACAGAAGCAGCCCUACCUACCCCCCCCAUAUCCUUCCCCCACUCCCCCACCCU